Rhodotorula graminis WP1 is the source of this 252-nucleotide messenger RNA. RefSeq lists its product as uncharacterized. The transcript has 3 exons. The record is from RefSeq and is a predicted model, not a curated record. Gene Ontology annotation, biological process: proton motive force-driven ATP synthesis. The coding region runs from base 1 to 252 and encodes 83 amino acids. NCBI's taxonomy places the organism in Eukaryota, Fungi, Basidiomycota, Microbotryomycetes, Sporidiobolales, Sporidiobolaceae.
AUGCCCUUCUCGACCCUGCGCAGCACCAUCAUGGGCAAGAAGAUCCUCAACGAGUACAUCGCGCUCGGCGUGUACGGCCUGACCGGCCUCGGCGUGUACGCGUCGAUGAGCGGCGGCUCGAGCGACAAGAAGGUCGCGUCCGAGCAGGUCGACCCCAAGCAGUCGGCGACGAGCAAGGAGGAGGCCGCGUUCCUCGAGAACUUUAUCAACGACCGUGUCGAGCACAAGGAGAAGGCUGCCGCCAAGCACUGA